GAGUGCUGUCUUUGUCCUAAGAUCAAAAUUUAAAAAAUGACCUUGAAAUGUUAACUGAUAUAACCUUACUUUAUCAAUGAAAGAAAAUUGGGCUUAUCAUAAUUCAAAUGAUUACAGAAAAUAAUUUGACUUUUUGACACCGAUUCUUCAUUAUCUCACCAAACCGUUGAUAUAUUAGCAGAUUUUUACUGAAACUAUUUUCAUCAGGGGGCUGAGUUUACUACCGGUGCAACUUCAAAAUGGGUGGAAAAUACAGCAAAAUGGACCCAAUGGAAGUUGAGGUUCCACAUAUUAACAACCUUCUGAAAAGGGAUGGUUAUUUAAAACCAUAUGAAAGAGAAAUAAGAAGAAGAUAUGCUUGUUUCAAAGAUUUUCUAGAAUCUAUUGAAGAGAAUGGUGGUGGUUUAGAAAACUUUACUAAAGCUUAUACAUACUAUGGGCUAAAUGUCCAACCAGAUAAUUCCAUAAUAUGUCGAGAAUGGGCUCCAGGAGCUAAGCAAAUAUUUUUGACUGGUGAAUUCAAUGGUUGGAAUAGAGAUAGUCAUCCUUAUAAAAAAUUAGAUUAUGGAAAAUGGGAACUUGUGUUGCCUCCUGAUCAAAAUGGAAUGCCUGCUAUUAAACAUUUGUCAGAAAUAAAGGUCGUCGUUGAAAAUCAUGAGGGCUGUAAACUGGAUAGAUUGUCCCCAUUUGCAAAAUAUGUGGUGGAACCUCCAAAAUCUGAAGGAACAAUCUAUAAACAAAAAUUCUGGAAUCCUCCACAAUCUGAAAGAUACAUUUUCAAAAAUAAUAAAGUUCCUCGUCCAAAGAGCUUGAGAAUCUACGAAUGCCAUGUUGGAAUAGCUACAUCAGAACUAAAAGUUGGCACUUAUGAUAAUUUCACAGACAAUGUUUUACCAAGAAUUGUUAAACAAGGAUAUAAUUGUAUUCAGUUAAUGGCAGUCAUGGAGCACGCUUAUUAUGCUAGUUUUGGUUAUCAAGUAACCAGUUUUUAUGCAGUAUCAAGCAGGUAUGGAACACCAGAUCAACUCAAGAGACUAGUGGAUAGGGCUCAUGAGUUGGGCUUGGUAGUUUUAUUGGAUUUGGUUCACUCUCAUGCCAGUAAAAACGUGAUGGAUGGUCUAAAUCAAUUUGAUGGAACAGAUGCAGAUUUUAUAAACAAAGGUGUCCCACAAGGUAGUCACAGCCUGUGGGACUCCAGACUCUUUAAUUACUCUGAAUUCGAAGUUUUGCGUUUUCUCCUCUCCAACAUUCGCUGGUAUAUGGAGGAAUACCAGUUUGACGGAUUCCGAUUCGAUGGAGUCACUUCGAUGUUGUAUCAUUCAAGAGGAAUUGGGCAGGGUUUCGGUGGUAGCUAUGAUGAUUAUUUCGAUAUGGGUGUUGACACUGAAGGAGUGGUAUACCUGAUGUUGGCAAAUUAUACAGCUCACACUCUUAAUAAGGAUGCAAUUACUAUUGCUGAAGAUGUAUCUGGUAUGCCUGGUACUUGCCGUCCUGUCACCGAGGGGUGCUUGGGAUUUGAUUAUAGUCGAAUAGUCGCCGUCAGCCUCAAUUGUGUCAUUCUCCAAAUUUCUGGAGCGCCUCGUCUGCUUAAGACGUGGCGAACAUCUACAUUUUGUAUUCCACUCACUUUUUUACCGUUGCUACAUUUUUUCAGGUUGAUGGACAAGGAAAUGUAUACACAUAUGAGCACCAUGUCGGAACCUUCUACAAUCAUCGACAGGGGAAUAGCUUUGCACAAACUCAUCCGCUUCGUGACACACGGCUUGGGCGGAGAGGCCUACUUAAAUUUCAUCGGAAACGAAUUCGGACAUCCCGAGUGGUUGGAUUUUCCAAGGGAAGGUAACAACAGCUCCUAUCACUACGCCAGGAGGCAGUGGAACUUGGUAGAUGACGACUCACUGAAGUACAAGUACCUGAAUGAGUGGGAUGCGGCUAUGAACCAUACUGAGAGUAAAUAUGGUUGGUUAGCUGCCGAUCCCGCAUAUGUCAGCACAAAACAUGAGAGUGAUAAAAUCAUAGCAUUCGAGAGAGCGGGUCUGCUGUUUGUCUUCAACUUCCAUCCAACUAAGAGCUUCGCUGAUUACAGGGUGGGGAUUGAAGUACCGGGGGAAUAUCAAAUUGUAUUGAGUUCCGAUGACAAAAUUUUUGGAGGUUUCGACAGAAUCAAUAAAUCGGUGACUUUUUUCACGCAUCCCGAAGAAUUUGCUGGAAGGAGAAACUACAUUCAGGUAUACAUUCCUUCAAGAACUGCAAUUUUACUUGCCAAAAAAUAGUACUCCAGAGGCUGUCGAAUUUCUGAGCAUAUUACUGAAUAACGAUUAAAAAAACUAGAAAGACAAUGAAUAGUGUCAUAAAUGCACCUGGUGGGUGCUUUUAUGACACUAUGAAUUUAAUGCCUUGUUAAAAUUAAGAAAAAACUAGAACAGAAAAUUAACAUCUUCAAAAUUAGUCUCUGAAUUGUUUUGUUAUUCAUGUUGUUGAUAUUGUUUUUGUAUAUAAUAUUUUGUACACUUAGCCAAGAAAACUGUAUUUUGUUGUGGUUGAUUGAAAUGAAUAUAAAAAAUAUUUUCAUA
Leptinotarsa decemlineata (Colorado potato beetle) is the source of this 2573-nucleotide messenger RNA. It is a transcript of the gene AGBE, whose product is annotated as 1,4-alpha-glucan-branching enzyme. Gene Ontology annotation, biological process: glycogen biosynthetic process. Gene Ontology annotation, cellular component: cytoplasm. The record is from RefSeq and is a predicted model, not a curated record. Gene Ontology annotation, molecular function: cation binding; hydrolase activity, hydrolyzing O-glycosyl compounds; 1,4-alpha-glucan branching enzyme activity. NCBI's taxonomy places the organism in Eukaryota, Metazoa, Arthropoda, Insecta, Coleoptera, Chrysomelidae.